Dalotia coriaria is the source of this 839-nucleotide messenger RNA. Its product is annotated as venom allergen 5-like. The transcript has 4 exons. The record is from RefSeq and is a predicted model, not a curated record. Lineage: Eukaryota; Metazoa; Arthropoda; Insecta; Coleoptera; Staphylinidae. The coding region runs from base 52 to 714 and encodes 220 amino acids.
GAAGACCAGAACACGUUCAGUUCUUGACCAACUACAAUUAAUUCGCAUAAAAUGUUUACUAAAACACAAACACUGCUAAUUUUAAUUAGCAUUAUUAAACUUUUAUUAAUAAAAGUAGUACUUUCCGACGAAAAAUGUACCAAUGGAAAUCGUCUUAUUCAAACUGUGAAAAUAAGCAACAAUUUAGCUUCGAAUAUCACCAAAAUUCACAAUUACUACCGUCUGAAAGUCUCCCAAGGUGAGGUUUGGCAACAACCACAAGGUAGGAAUCUCUUUAGAUUAUACUACGACCAUCAAUUGGCACGCAGUGCAAGGAAAGCUUCUUUGAAUUGUGACAUGAAAAUGGUGGACAUUACUGAUCCACGUUGGUACAACGUUGGUCAAAACAUGUACUUAGAAUAUAGCAAUGUACCAACACCAACACAAAAUUGGGAUGCUGUAAUCGCUGCUUGGUUUGAGGAACAUCAUCACUACAGUUUUCCUGAUGACAAGACCAAGUAUAUUACUGUUUCGCGUGCUACCGCUCACUACACACAAUUGGUUUGGGCUAAAUCUAGGAACGUUGGCUGUGAUUUCGUCGUGUUUUAUGAAUAUGACAGGAAAGGCACCCCUUACGGCAAGUUAUACACUUGUUUUUAUGGUCCAGGUGGUAAUGUACUUGGAGAGAAACCUUAUGAAGUUGGCACAUCUCCUGACUGUUUACAACUGUGUUAAAACCAAUUCAUCACUGAUUAAUACCGGUUUAGUAUUCAUAGAAGAAAAAUAAAAUGUAAAAAUGUAUUUUAUUGAUAUUACAAAACAUUUAUUCACAUAAUAAAAAAAAUAAUUGAGUAUCGUAA